This is a messenger RNA of Aspergillus campestris IBT 28561, 1297 nucleotides long. Its product is annotated as CSN8/PSMD8/EIF3K family protein. The record is from RefSeq and is a predicted model, not a curated record. Gene Ontology annotation, cellular component: eukaryotic translation initiation factor 3 complex; cytoplasm. Bases 108 to 848 code for a protein of 246 amino acids. Gene Ontology annotation, molecular function: translation initiation factor activity; ribosome binding. NCBI's taxonomy places the organism in Eukaryota, Fungi, Ascomycota, Eurotiomycetes, Eurotiales, Aspergillaceae. The transcript is spliced from 2 exons. Gene Ontology annotation, biological process: regulation of translational initiation.
AUCGUCCCGCCUCUCUGAAGAUCCACCUCACGUCUUCUUCUCCUCCCACUUCUACCUCGAACUCCUCUCCUCCUCUCCUCCUUCCUCUCCUCACUACCGAUUUCAAAAUGGUUGCCGCUUUUGACAAGUGCGAGACCCGGCCGGCCAACAUCGACGCCAUCCUCGAGGGCCUGGACCGAUAUAACCCCGAGACCACCACCAUCUUCCAAGACUAUGUCGCCCAGCAGUGCGAGGACCGGUCGUUUGAUUGUUAUGCCAACCUGGCUCUCCUGAAGCUCUACCAAUUCAACCCCCACCUCCUCCAGGCCGAGACGGCGACCAACGUCCUCACCAAGGCUCUCACCGUCUUCCCCUCGCCCGCUUUCUCCCUCUGCCUUGCCCUGCUCCCCGCCUACACCCAGCCCUUCAACACCGACGGCCAAGCCGCCGCCCAGAACAACGACUUCGUCGAGUCCGUCCAGAAGCUCGCGCAGCUAUCCACCCUCCUGGAGUCCGCCCAGUAUGCCCAGUUCUGGUCCACCCUGAACUCGGACGACCUGUACGCCGAUCUGGUCGCCGACGUCGCCGGCUUCGAGGAGCUCGUGCGCAUCCGCAUUGCCCUCGAGAUCGGAAAGACCUUCCGCGAGAUCAGCAUCGACAUCCUCGAGCAGUGGCUGGAUCUGCGCAGCCGCGACGCCCUGGAGAAGUUCGCCACCGAGGUCUGCAGCUGGCAGGUCGACAACGCCGCUGGCGUCGUCCGCGUGCCCACCAACAAGGAGAACGAGGUCCGCAGCGAGGUCAAGAGCGAGCGCGUCGGCAUUGACAUGUUCGGCCGUGUGAUCCGUAGAGGAUUCGAGCAGGCUGCUUGAGAUUUCUCUUUUUCUUUUUCCUCUUAUUCCUUUUUCAUAUCAAAUGAGGGGGGCCCUCCAUCCCCUCAUUGGGAGGGGGCUACCUGAGCCCGAAAAAGCAUAUUCCAUAUCAUCUUUUCUCCCACUUCUUUCUUGAUCAUAAUUGUUUUUUUACUGGCUUGAAGAUCUACGGAUCAAGCUUUCUAUGUUGUUUACUCUAUUCUCUCAUGUGUUGUGUUCUUACCCCAAGGCCCUGGCUAUCAAGGGGGCCGUGUUCACUUUUGGAACUUUUUGGAGCCCAGAUGAUGACGGGGGAAGAAACUAGACUCAAUCAAUCAAUCAAUCAGCCCAAGGGGAUGAUGGGAAGUCGGGACCUGGCGCAUCGGGCGUUUUGUGUUUGCUUGCUUCGCAUGACUUACGACGGCUGCCAUCAUCGAAUGAAAUCGUGGAGAAAAUAAUCAAUAAAAAAA